Messenger RNA from Brassica napus (rape), 1719 nucleotides. RefSeq lists its product as uncharacterized. The transcript has 3 exons. The coding region runs from base 1 to 1719 and encodes 572 amino acids. Lineage: Eukaryota; Viridiplantae; Streptophyta; Magnoliopsida; Brassicales; Brassicaceae. The record is from RefSeq and is a predicted model, not a curated record.
AUGGUGGCGGUGGAUGAGCAUGGCGAACCAACUGAAACUGCCCAAACGACAGCUGAGCUUCAAAAGCAAAUAGACGGCUUGCAAAUCCAAAUCACCGACAUGCAUCGAGCUCGAGAGACUACCGGAGAAAAUCCCAACCUCUCUUCAGAAGUUCAAAGUCUGAAAGAAAAACUUGACGAACACUCCAAACAGUUGGAGCAAAGCGCCGAAAAGCUAAGCCAGCUUCAGUCGGAGAACAGUGUCCUCCAGGACCAGAACCAAGCCCUAAACACGGCAGGCAACAAGAAGCGUCGUUUCAACACCCCGAUCCGACCUAUGGGAAAUCUGAACACACCCAGCACCGGAGGAGGUACAACCGAUACACCUCCUAUACCAGGAGUAUCUGGGGCAACUAGGGAAGGGACCGAGAAUCCUCAAAUCCAUGACCUAGAAGAGAGUGAUUCCGAGCCAGAACCUGGGAAGGAAGCACCUGAGAGGACUGCAGCAACAGAAUCUUCCAUAACCGCCUACCUGGAGCAGAUUUUCUCUAAGAAAUUCGAUGGCAUGCAGUCCAUGGUAGAACGCCUACCAGGAGUAGCUCCCCCAAUCCGGAGGAGUAACCCAGAUUCUUACGCUGAUACCCCCUUCUUGGAAGAAAUCUUCUCAGUCGAGAUGCCUAGAAAGUUAUCCUUCCCUAGCAUCAAGAUGUAUGACGGUACUGGCGACCCCGACGAUCACAUUGUGCAGUAUAAGAAAAGGAUGUUGGCAGUUGCACUCCCUAAGGAAUCCCGCGAAGCCACGAUGUGCAAAGGGUCCAUAUCUUCCUUCGCAGGUCUGAGCGAUAAAUUAGUGGAGCAGUUCACAAGUAGUAGAAGCCUGGAGAAGACUUCAGAUGGUCUCUACAAGAUCCUCCAGCAUCGAGUGGAACCCCUGCGAGACUACAUAGCCUGCUUCAACCAGGAGAAAGUGGUGGUCCCCGAAUGCAGCAUCCCUACUGCGAUCUCUGCCUUCAAAAGAGGUCUACUUCCAGACGGGGGGCUAUACAUAGAGUUGAUCAUGUACCCUUGCAAGACCAUGGAAGAUGUGAUAUCCCGAGCCUGGGCGCAGGUGAAGUGGGAGGAAGAUGUUGCUAGCCGUGCCAAGGCUCAACCAAAGCAGGACCAAAGGUCAGCCCGAUCAGAUCAAGGAGACCGAGAGGAAAGAUCCUCCCAAAAAGGAUCCAAGGACUCCGUAUUAGAAACCGGGGCAAGUUCCAGUACCGGUCUCAAGAGAAGGAAGAAGGAAUGUCGAGCUGGACAGAUGGGCCAACAGGUUAAGUGGCCUCCAAAGAUGAAAGCACCUGAUUCGUUCUGGAACCCGGAACUCUGGUGCGACUUCCACCGUGAUCAUGGCCACAAAAUCGAAGACUGCAUCACCCUAAGGAUCAAGGUCAACGAAUUACUCCAAAAGGGGCAUCUCCGAGAAUUCCUCUCAGAGAAAUCCAAAGCCCACCUCGGCAAAGAAACAGCAGGGAACUCCAAAGGAGCUGCGCCAACCUCACCACCUCGCCAAGAUCGGGUGAUCCAUAUCAUAUAUGGAGGCUCAGAAGUAAGCGGAGUAAGUCAUGCAGCCGAAAAGAAAUGCACCCAUAACGCUAAGCAUGGUCUGGAAACUAUCCAACCGAAGCGCCUACUUCUAGGCACCAAUGAGAUAAGCUUCACAACUAAGGAGCAAGAGAAGAUCCUAGCCCCCCCACCAUGA